AGGGGGUCUGCCUGUGUUUCGACGAAUCGAGUGGGUGCAGGCAACUACCAGUUACUUGAGUCACGGGACGCAAGGCCAUUUUGUCCCUUCUCUGAUUCUGUACGUCAUUCUUAUUCACGAUUAACCGGCUAGCCGUCUCUAACCGUCUGGACCGACGAUCAUGCCCGUCUCCGACUCUGAAUCCGGCCCUCUGCAGAGUGCCCACGUAAAAACCCUUUCUCCUACCCCUGUAGAAAAGGCUGCACGCGCGCGUGAUUGAUCACUAAGUAACCGGCUUUUGAUGCCGGUACCGAGUGCUCCCCCAAAACAGUGCCGCCGCCCCACAGGAUAAAAUGACCGCGCCGACCGCAGUCCGACCCCGAGCGCAAGCGCAUUCUCUCCUCGCCUCCCUGCCGCUCUCGUCUCCCGUUUUUGCGCCGCUGGUGCGCAAGAUGAGCGCGAAGAUUCUGGAUUUGCUGGCGGGCGUCGUGGGGGCGACGCCGCGGGUCGCGAAGUGGCUGGGCAUCGCGCUGUUGGUGGUCAAUGCGGGUGGCCUGCCGCUUAUCUGGCACUUCCGCGUAUUCAGCGCCCUCUUCGAACUGCGCCUGGCCCAGCUCUGGCACAACAUCCGACACAUCCACCUGCCGCGCAAACGCAAGACCGCCGCGCUGGAAAAGUUCUUCGAGGACCGGCAGCCCGUGGGGCUGCACCCCUUCCGCGCCAAGUGGGCGGUGCGCGGGUUCGUCUGGCCCUACGCGUCGGACUUCAAUCUGCACAUGAGCAACUCGUCGUACGCCGCGGCGCUCGACUCGGCGCGCUUCCGCUUCGCGCUGGCGAUGUUCCCCCUGGUGUUCAAGACCGGCGGGUGGGCUGCGCUGGCGGGGACCCAUUUCAGCUUCAUCAGGGAGAUACCGAUGUUGAGCACGUAUGAGGUGCGCGCGGAGGUCGGUGCGUGGGAUGAGAAGUGGAUCUGGAUCGUUGCCCGCUUCGUCAAACCCGUUUCCAAAUCCAAGAGGAGAGGCAAGGCGGGGGAGAAAGCACCUGUCAAUGGGCAUGUCGUCAGUGCCAACGGAAACGCCGAUGCGGUCGGCCAAGAGCUCCUCAAGAAGGCGAUCCGUCUGCACGAGGAAGACGGGGCCGACGUCUACAGUGCGCACCGCCGCUCUUUCCCUUCCACCUAUCUUCUGACCCCCCCGCCAGCGAUUACCGUCUCGCAGCUGGUGUACAAGCAGGGCCGGAUCACGAUUCCGCCCGCCAUCGUGCUCGCGACGAGCGGAUUCUUCGCGUCUGCGGAACACCCCGCACGCGGCACGCCAGGCCUCGGUGUCCCGACCAACGGUGUCGCAAUGACGCGCGUCCCACCCCCUUACUGGGCCCAAGUGCAGGAUCUGGCGCGGGACGUGAGGAAGCUGAAAGCUUUCUACCAGGGCGGCUGGCGUGAUUAUCCGCCCGAGCAACGUUUCUGGGAGUACGCAUUCGACGCGUGCGAGGCUGAGCGCCAGCAGCGGCUUGUCUCAUUUGCUGGGCAGGCGCCUGCCGAGGGAGACUACGGCAGCGCAGGCAAGCUCGUCGUCAAGGGCGGCUUGCUUGGUGGCAUGGACGGUCUCAAAGCGUACAUAUAAACUACUUACUGCACCGGAGUGUGAUUCUGGUUAGAUUUAGAAGCUCCUUAUAGACAUGUGCAUAAUGUAGACUACUCCUUAUUCAUGAUCAGUCACUUGGGCUCCGCUCGCUCUCCACCGCCGACAAGGCGCGACGCUCACAUCACGCAACUCUCCGUGUUCGGUGAGAUCAUACCCCCGGACGCAAUGUGUCAUGACUCGACAUUACGAGGCAGAAGAAGGCUGAUGACUGGCAUCUCCCAGCUGGUCAGAUACGCAUCGCAAUGCAGGGUCUCUUAUGCAGUUGCCGUCGUACUUGAGUGCCAGAUGGGAGUCAAAAUGAAGUCAUUCACCCACUGUGAUAUACCCGAUCUUAUGGAAUGUGGCUCAGGCUGA
This is a messenger RNA of Mycena citricolor, 1976 nucleotides long. Lineage: Eukaryota; Fungi; Basidiomycota; Agaricomycetes; Agaricales; Mycenaceae. The record is from the annotation of a GenBank genome assembly.